GACUGAUAGAGCACGGAGCGGCACCGCCCCCAGCGCUCUGUACACACGGGGCGUCACCCGGAACCCCGCCCCCGGCAUUGCACCACGUGUAACAGCUCAGCCGGAAGGGGCGCGGCUACAGCUACCUCACUUCCUGCGCGCCCGACGCCGUCUCCCUGUGACUGCCCAUCGUAUAGUGUGCUGCCUGCUACUGCCGCCCCGAGAGGAUGUCUAAGAGAAAAGUGACCUUUGAGGAUAUAUCUGGAGAGGAAGAGAUGAAUAAGAGACGGUUUCCAGAGACAGUCGGGGGUCCCGGCAGCCGCUUUAAGGGAAAGCACUCCCUUGACAGCGACGAGGAAGAGGAGUUGGAGGAAAUAUCUGGGGACGCUGCUAAAUACAACAUGCUGGCACCGGAGGACGUGGAAGGACAGGAGAGCGCCACCCUUGAUUCAGAAGGGGGAGUGCAGAUCACGCCCUUUAAUCUGAAGGAAGAAAUGGAGGAAGGACACUUUGACUCGGAGGGGAACUAUUUCCUGCGGAAGGAAGAGGAGAUUAAAGAUCACUGGCUAGAUAACAUUGACUGGGUUCGAAUUAAAGAGCGAAAAACGCCCCAUCCUGUCCCCAGUGCGAAAGGCGACUCCGACUCUGAUGAAGGGCGAGCACCUAUGGAAAUGAAGGAAUUAUUAGAUGGCCUUCUGAAGAUGUUAUUGCCCGGUGAGACGGUGGCAAAAGGCAUCCGGCGUUUAGGAGGAGCAGAGAAGAGGAAGCGAGCCAGCGUAAAGAAGGUAAAACGCAAAAGAGGAGUUCACAGCUCACGACACAGAGAUAAGAGUGAGUCAAAAGAAAGUAGUGUGAAGGCCGGAGAUGAGGAGGGGGAGGGAGAGGCCCCAGAGAUGAGGAGCGCAGAAGGUGUAGCCCCAGAAUCAGAGGAUCAGGACAAGAUGGACCUGCAACUGGGGGACGAGGCUGGUGGAGAGAAACCAGAGAAGGAGAUGGAACCGCUUGAGCAGCUCAUCUCCCUGGCAGAUCAGAUGGUGGCCCUGGGUGUCUACGAGGUGUAUCAGGACACGUACGAGAAGCUGACGUACAGACUGAAACAUCUGGCUCCGCCUGCACCUCUGGACAUGUUCGCGGAUGAGGUGGAAGAGGACAGUCUGGAGACAAAGGAAGCGCGCACUGUGGAUGAAGUUCUCUGGGAGUAUAAGUGGGAGAACAAAGAGGGUGCGGAGCUGUAUGGGCCAUUCACAAGCUCCCAGAUGCAGGAUUGGGUAGAUCAGGGGUACUUUCUGGAGGGGGUGUACUGCCGACGUGUCAACAGCUCAGGUGGACAGUUCUACAAUUCUCUGCGGAUAGACUUUGAUCUGUACGUGUGAAUAUUAUGCUCUGGCUCAGGACACCAUGAGACCUGGACUAGAUGGGGCAUACAGCCAGCUGGUCCCCUGUCUCUGGUUCAGGACAUCAUGUUAUCCCAUGAGACCUGGACUAGAUGUGUCAUACAGCCAGCUGGUCCACUGUCCCUCUGUAUCUGUUUCAGGACAUCCAUGUUAUCACAUGAGACCUGGACUAGAUGCGUCAUACAGCCAGCUGGUCCACUGUCCCUCUGUAUCUGGUUCAGGACAUCCAUGUUAUCCCAUGAGACCUGGACUAGAUGGGGCAUACAGCCAGCUGGUCCCCUGUCCCAGGGCACCAUGAGACCUGAACUAGAUGUGUGCAUACAGCCAGAUGGUCCCGUGUCCCUUUGUUCCUGUGUAUCUGGCUCAGGACAUCAUGGGCUGGACUGUCCUCUGCUCUUAUGAGGCCAUGACUUGCUGUUGAAUGUGUGUGUCAAGAUGCUCCUUUGCGUCCCUAGCUCCGGGCACCAUUUUCCCCGGGGCCGGACAUCCUCUGUGUUUAUACCGUGGACUGGGCAUUGUGUGUGUUUGGCCCAUUGUGGGACGCUUGCUUCUAAGUGUCCCAGUGAGUGAUCUUCUCCAUUGUACAGAUGACUUUGGGUGUGUGCUGAACUUCAUUCAGGAUGUUUGUAAUUAAAAUAUUUUUAUAAUUCUA
Molecule: messenger RNA, 2025 nt
Organism: Pseudophryne corroboree (corroboree frog)
Lineage: Eukaryota; Metazoa; Chordata; Amphibia; Anura; Myobatrachidae
Gene: CD2BP2
Product: CD2 cytoplasmic tail binding protein 2
Exons: 7
Coding region: 207-1352 (381 amino acids)
Cellular component (GO): U5 snRNP
Molecular function (GO): protein binding
Source: RefSeq, a predicted model, not a curated record